GAGGCGGCGGCGGGAGCGGAAAGGGAGGCCCUCCUGCGGGCCGUGGCAACAUCCGCCGCCGCUUGGCGCCUUUCUCCGGGGCGGCUGCGGCCUUCAAGGCGACGUCGGGGUGGCUGUACCGGCCGAAAGAGAGGACGCGGACUGCAAUGGAGCUCCUUGAAGAAGACCUCACAUGCCCCAUUUGUUGCAGUUUGUUUGAUGACCCUCGGGCCUUGCCCUGUUCACACAACUUCUGUAAGAAAUGUUUGGAAGGGAUCUUGGAGGGAAAUGCCCGGAGCAUAAUUUGGAGGCAAUCUCCCUUCAAAUGCCCUACAUGUCGAAAGGAAACUACUGUUACCGGAGUUAACAACCUCCAAGUCAAUUAUUCUCUGAAAGGUAUUGUGGAGAAGUAUAACAAAAUUAAAGUGACCACAAAAAUGCCUGUGUGUAAAGUGCACAGUGGCCAACCUCUCAACAUUUUUUGCCAGACAGACACACAGUUGAUAUGUGGUAUUUGUGCAACUCGAGGAGACCAUAUAAAGCAUGUGUUCUGCUCCAUCGAAGACGCUUACUGCCAGGAAAAACGUGCUUUUGAGACGUUGUUCCAAGGGUUUGAGACUUGGCGUUGUGGGGAUGCACUUUCCCGACUAGACACUUUGGAAACUAGCAAGCGGAAAGCCCUGCAGAUGUUGACGAAGGACUAUGACAGAGUCAAAGACUUUUUCGAAAAAUUGCAGUAUACGCUGGAACAAAAAAAGAAUGAGAUACUUUCAGACUUCGAGACAAUGAAGCUUGCCGUUAUGCAAGCUUAUGACCCAGAAAUCAAUAAACUGAACACAAUCAUACGAGAACAACGGACAGCAUUUAACAUUGCGGAAGCUUUUAAGGAUGUGUCUGAACCCAUUGUAUUCUUGCAACAGAUGCAAGAAUUUCGAGAGAAAAUCAAACUGAUCAAGGAAACCAGAUUGCCUUGUCUAACUGUAGAGAUCAGCUCUACGAUCAAAGACUUUGAUACCAGCCACUGGGAACAAUUUAAGUUAGCAGAUGUGGACAAACUGUCUUUACCUCAAGAGAAAAGCAAUGCGAAAGGGGCAAUUUCUCUGUUCUUUUCACCUACAUUUAUCCUGACGACUUUGUUUUGCUUGCUUAUCCUUGGUACUAUGCAGAUGUGCUACAUGGAUGUUGUUGUUGAUACUCUCCAGUACUGGAAGACUCUUGUCUCGGCAUUAAGCUCACGUUAUCUGGCAGAUACAGCAGAGAUUGCAGAUCAUGCCGCCUUCUAUUGGGAAAAAAUGACAGACAGCGCAUUUGUUCUUAGUGAAAAAUGUGCGAACUAUGCUCAGGUGAUAUUGGAUAACGUUGCCCAGUUUGUGUGCAAAUACAAACUUUUGUAACUAGCUCUUAUGUAAAAAGACCAUUUGAAGUUAUUGUUUUAGAGUAGGGCUGGUGGACAAGUAUUCCUCAGGUGUUGGAAUGCAUCUCCCACAAUCCUUCACAAUUUAUUAUACUGGCUAGUUUUGAUGGGAUUAUAAUCCAGUACAUGGACGGCCCAGCA
This is a messenger RNA of Anolis sagrei ordinatus, 1534 nucleotides long. RefSeq names its product tripartite motif containing 13 (gene TRIM13). Gene Ontology annotation, molecular function: zinc ion binding; ubiquitin protein ligase activity. NCBI's taxonomy places the organism in Eukaryota, Metazoa, Chordata, Lepidosauria, Squamata, Anolidae. Gene Ontology annotation, cellular component: cytoplasm. Gene Ontology annotation, biological process: positive regulation of macroautophagy; positive regulation of canonical NF-kappaB signal transduction; innate immune response. The record is from RefSeq and is a predicted model, not a curated record.